Messenger RNA from Meriones unguiculatus (Mongolian gerbil), 2272 nucleotides. RefSeq lists its product as uncharacterized. The record is from RefSeq and is a predicted model, not a curated record. The transcript has 2 exons. The coding region runs from base 142 to 615 and encodes 157 amino acids. Lineage: Eukaryota; Metazoa; Chordata; Mammalia; Rodentia; Muridae.
UCCGGCACAUCUCAAGGUCAACGCGCUAGGGACACAAAACACCCAGAGCUGCAACAGGCCUCGCCGUCACCUGAACCGAUGACGCCUGCGGUAGUGGGUCACUGGGGACGUUAAAAACAAUACGGAGGUAUUCUUCCAAGGAUGAAUGGGUGUGAACGGGUGCUAACAGGCCCGCCGGAGUGCAGUCUCGGGGACCCGGCGUUAAGGCCCCCCAGGGCCGAGGAGGAGGGCGUGGAGCGCCGGCAAAGGAAGGACGCGGCCAGGCUCCCGGAGGCAGCCGCAGCCGCAGCCGCGGAAAGCUCGGUCUGGCCCAGGCCCCGCCGGCUCCCGCGGGAGCCUCGCCUCCACCGGCCUGCUCCGUACGCUCGACGGCCUUCCCAGCUCACCUCACAGACUCCAGCACAAACACCGCGUCUCUCCCGGGAGGCCCGCCCCGGGCCCGGAGGCCAGCUGCCCGGGGCACGCCUCACUCCGCCAUCUUCGCUCCUUCUCAGCUCCCGCAGCCCGGGGGCGGAGACCCAGGAGGUCCCGCCCCGCCCGCUGAUUGGAUGGCACCUUGCUCGCGCGCUCGGCUUCCGUCGCAGAUUGGCUGGCAGGUGUGGGAUGUGGGGCUGAUUCAGGUGGUCCACAGCAGCAGACUAUUUGCCUCAUUUGGCCUCUGAGAGGAGCUCUUUGCCAGCUGCACAGUCCUUACUUCAAAUCUGGAGAGAAAAUAAAUGUCAUCACCCGGAGAAUGUGGAGUAGCUCUGAGAAAGAGCAAGGCUGUUCCUGCUUCCCCCUUGCUGCUCCUGGUUGCUGUUGUGAGACAAGAGGUUGGAGAUCUCUUGAAACGAGGACUGGAUUGGCUGCAAGGAACCUGAUGACCCUAACCAGCAAGAAGCAGCAAAGAGAACCGUGCCCCCUCUCCCACUAACUCUUUCUCUCUCCUAUGGUGUUGGGGUGUUGGAAGGGAUUGGAAUGGAGUAAGGAGAAAAAAAAAUAAGAAAUGUAAAUAAAAGUUUUUUUUUUAAGUACGACAACAGGCUGUAACACUUAUAUAGCCUCUGAAAAGUUCCCAGAGUUCCAAACAUCACACAUUCGCAGAAACUAUCUGCAAAUGGCAAAAUCACACCCUGCCAGAGCACAAGGCAAAUCACAGUCAGCUGCUGCAGAGCAGCCCCUCAUCCCCACACUUGGGAUUAAAACAAAAAUAUGUUCUUACAAUCUUUCUGUGUUUCUUUAAAGUUUUUUUUGUUGUUUGUUUGUUUGUUUUAAUGUACACUGGUGUUUUGUCUACCUGUAUGUCUGUGCUGGGGUAUUAGAUCCCUAGGAACUGUAGUUCCAAACAAUUGGAAGCUGCCAUGUGGGUGCUGGGAAUGGAAUCAGGGUCUAUCUGGAAGAGCUGCCAGUGCUCUUAACCACUGAGCCAUCUCUCCAGCCCCUCUUUCUGUGGGUUAUUUUUGUUGUUGUUGUUUUGAUUCUUUGAGACAGGGUUUCUCUGCAUAGCCUUGGCCAUCCUGAACUCACUUUGUAGACCAGGCUGUCCUGGAACUCAUUCACCUGCCUCUGCCUCCCUGAGUGCUGGCAUUACAGGCAUGUGCCACCACGCCCCACUAUGUUUUUUUUUUUUUUUUAAAGAAGCCAAAAAAUCCAAAAGUCUUACUAUACAAACCUCUAUGUUCAAAGAGGUUUUACUGCAUUCAGACAGAGCUAAUAUUAAUGGGAAAAGUCACUGCAGACAGACAGAUAAUACUGAACCCAGUUAGGACACAGCAAAUUGAAGCCAGCUGAAGGGUCCAGGUGAGCUCCAAAGGAGGACUGUGAUGAAGUGCAGGACUGAAAAGGGACAGACAGAUGCACAGACAGAGUAAUUCAAGAGAGCAACAUCAAACAAUGGGGCCCUGCUCGAUUGAAGCUCAGAGAACUGGCAGAAAUACUCUGCCUUAAUCACUUACCAGGGGUUCAGAUGACAGUGGGCAGGCUGUUACCAUUAAUCACAGUGCCGUGUUCUUCCUAUUUUGUAAUGGAAGUUUUGGUUUCUUUGUAUAUUAUGUAAAUGUGCUUUUGUUUUAAUCCCAGGGGUGGGAUUUUAGUUGGGCUAUAGUUUGUCCACACCUGUAAAUUGUCACAUGCUGGAAUUAAAUUUGAGCAUCACCAGACACAGCUUAUAACCUUUUGUUUUGCUUUGUUUUUGUUUCAAGACAGGAUUUCUUUGUGUAGCCCUGGCUGUCCUGGAACUCUCCAUAGACCAGGCUGUUCUGGAACUCAGAGAUCCGCCUGCCUCUGCCUCCCA